AUGUCAGAGUCGGGAAGCGAGGUGAAAGAGAAAUGCACCAAAGAGACAGACACCAAAUGUCAAUGCAGAGGAGGAUUUAGUCCACUGGAGUCGGAUUCUUCUACUUGCGAAUGUGCCGUUGGCUUUGGGUUGAGGCAAGGAGAAUGCUCACAAUGUGAGCAUGGAUUUUUCAGUCGACGUCCCAACUCCCGUUGUUUUAAAUGGAAAGAGUGUACGUCUGGCGUCAACGUCAGCGGCAGCAGCACCUCUGACGUCCUCUGCAACAGCGAGCCACAGACAUCAAACGCCACUGCGUCUGUCAUCACAACUUUAAAACCCCAACGUCCACAUGAAGGGGCUCAAAGUCCUGACAACACGCAUCUGAAUACCACCAUCGCCACCGCAGAGCAUCACGUGACCCCCGAGGACAAAGUACAGCCCGCUCAGCCUUCAAACAACAACAGCCAACACAUUGGUAUUCCCUUUCUCAUCUUUGGAAUUGUCGGACUGCUUGUUCUUACUGCGCUGACGUGUAAAAUGCACCUUACUCCUUGUGUGAGAAGACAGCCGGCAGUGCGACGCGACUCACUGUGUCGCAGGCCCGUAGAAGAAAGCGGUGAUGGCCGUCCCUCCUUUCUCAAACUAAAUACAGAGGAGCCCUAAUCGGCCGUCAUCUACUCAACUGGGAUAGGCUCCAGCAUGCCCUCAGGAUAACGAGCAUAGAAAAUGUAUAUUUUGCAGCAAUAGUUCUUGAUGAUUUUGUUGACCUUUAACAUUUAACUUGUUUUACUGUGUGGAUGGUGUAUCCUAUUAAACUGCUCACAUAUUAUAUAUAAAGAUUGUCAUCUUUAAAUGUCUGUUAUGUUAAUGAUAAGCCCCCCCCAGCUGUGUCUUGUCUUCAGCAGACAACGAUGUGGCAAACAUGUUGUCGCAGGUGUGUGUGUGUGUGUGUGUGGUCGGGGUUUUUUCCACGAGUGACGUCAAAGUCCCUCCCAUGCUUUCACGGUCUUUGUGACAUAUAUGGAAACUCAUAACAUUACAACAUCAUCA
This is a messenger RNA of Doryrhamphus excisus (bluestripe pipefish), 1029 nucleotides long. Lineage: Eukaryota; Metazoa; Chordata; Actinopteri; Syngnathiformes; Syngnathidae. The record is from RefSeq and is a predicted model, not a curated record.